Molecule: messenger RNA, 2115 nt
Organism: Dacryopinax primogenitus
Lineage: Eukaryota; Fungi; Basidiomycota; Dacrymycetes; Dacrymycetales; Dacrymycetaceae
Exons: 10
Coding region: 1-2115 (704 amino acids)
Cellular component (GO): plasma membrane
Source: RefSeq, a predicted model, not a curated record
AUGCAGUCCUGGCAACGAAGAGGACGGAGACCGACAUGUUUAUUACUUUUAUGUUCACUGUGGCUUGGGAUUCUAGAUGAAGCUGCAGCAGUGUGGCCUUUCCCCGCGAAACGAUUCUCUGGUGAUAUGCUCAUUGAUGCUGGGAGCUUGGGACUGGCCGAACUUGAUGGACGCGUAGUCGCAUUUGGAGAUUUUAAUGGAGACCAAUAUACAGAUAUAGUCACUCUAAGCACCGAUCAGAGGACCUUAACGGUCUACAUAUGGGACCACAGCAGAUACCUCUUCACGAAGACUCAAUCUAUACCUUUCUCACAGAACGUUGUUAACGUCGUUGCCGGAGACUUCAGCUUUGAUGGUCGGUUGGACAUACUGGUUAUGAUGAGUCAGAACACUGGAAGUUGGGGGAACCAGGCUAUCCAGGUGGGGAUGGCGGUUUAUCUCGGACAGGGAAACGGGAUGUUCUCGGGAUCUCCGGUAGCUGUUCCCGGCUCUGCGGCCGAAGAACCAAUAGUACUCGAUGCAACCGGAGAUAUCAAGGUGGAUCUCCUCGGUAUGUUCCCAACGUCCUCUGCACCUGGACCUCCCACUUGGCGUCUAUGGCAAAACAUAUGGAACACGACAGCAAACGCUGGUGACAUGUUUGAGCUAACAAGUCCCCCUCUAAACACCUCGAAAGUCUGUAAGCUCUCCAAUCCGCACAGCAGCGCUGUCAUAGACCUGGACGGCGACUGCCUGGCCGACCUCUUCCUCGUGUGCGAUUCCCCAACGUCUGCAAACCGAAAGACCUACCAGAUCUGGAUCAACAAUAAGGAAGGCGGAUUCACCCUUUCGCGCGAAGGCGACCUACCCCCUGGAGUUGGGCCGAUAACCUUUGCGGACAUGGACAGGGAUGGGACGAUCGAUCUCGUAUUCCCCACUUGCCAGUCAGUCAAUACCGACACAGGGGUGGGGACGAACUGCGCGAUCAACAUCGCAUACAACAAGCAGAUACCGACCUGUGCAGGAUCUACAGGAGUGAUCUACCCACAUGCCGUCGGCUCCUGCAGACUGCCAACCCAGCUCUGCGCUGCGGAUUCAAACUUCUCCUUCGACUUCACCAACUCCCCUGACAACGACGCAUUCCAGAGCAUCCCCCUGACCUCUCUAGGCGCUUCCCACUCAGCCAACCUCCUGAUGUUCGACCCGACGUUCCAUCCCCCACUCCCCCUUCCAAUCCGGAUCGCCGACACCUCCCUCUCCGGCUACCCCUCCCUCCUCCCGAUAAUCGCCACCCAGACCCCUGGUGGGGUGCUAGGAAUUGGGAGCAGUCUAGAAACGUCCGUCCAGUUGCUGAAUAAUGUGCCUUGCCGUGAGGGCAUCCCUGGCUGCGAGGGGGAGAGAAUCGCCAAGGGGAGAAGAGCGUUCGCUGUCGCAACAGAUGGGACACAAGUGCUGAAGGCGAUUCAUGACGUGAGAGGAGUCACCGUGAUCGACUUGGACGAAGAUGGAACGCUCGAUCUGCUCAUCCAACGCACCGGUACGCAAAGUACCACCAAGCUCACCUUUGUCCAAAACAACUUCUUCCACGACGCCUUCUUCCUCAAAGCCAUCACGCUGAACGGCGCCUGUUCCGGGUUCUGCCAGAGGGACGGGGAGAACUACAAGCCUUUCGGUACUGGGUUCCCGGGUGCGUCGUAUAAGUACACGAUCCUCGACACGACCGGGAAACGGUCUGCUGCGCAAGGCAUGUUCCCCACCCAACAUCUCGGGCAACAACCGCAGACAGGGUAUCACGCCCUCCACACGCCAUACGCCUACCUCGGCCUCGGGCGGACAAACAACUACAUCGAGAACCUCUUCGUCGGGUCCACGUCGCACGCCGAAGCGCACUACAUCAACCUCGAGGGCGUGAUCCCCAAUUCCAGGCUGGUGGUCAACCCUACCGUGUGGAAAUCGAAUUGGGAAUACGAGCUCUACCUAAGGCCGGGGGAUUGGAUUCCCUGGGUGACGGUUGUGGCGCUCGCGAGCUGUGGGUUGCUGGCGAUUAUCGUGUUUGUCUUGCAUUUGAACGAGAAGCGCGAGGACGAGAGGGAACGGAGGAGAGGACUGCAUCAUAUCAACUUUGACGCGCUAUGA